This is a messenger RNA of Betta splendens (Siamese fighting fish), 3553 nucleotides long. RefSeq names its product zgc:123305. Lineage: Eukaryota; Metazoa; Chordata; Actinopteri; Anabantiformes; Osphronemidae. The record is from RefSeq and is a predicted model, not a curated record. Gene Ontology annotation, molecular function: transcription coactivator activity; phosphatidate phosphatase activity. Gene Ontology annotation, biological process: fatty acid catabolic process; positive regulation of transcription by RNA polymerase II; cellular response to insulin stimulus. Gene Ontology annotation, cellular component: nucleus. Bases 75 to 3158 code for a protein of 1027 amino acids. The transcript has 20 exons.
GGGAAAUGGACGUGACAUUUCUUCAGACUGUCCCUGAGCUUCUGUGGGGGGAAAAGCCUUUGUAGCGGUGGCACAUGGCAGAGAGGUGGUCCAGGCAGCACAGGUUGGUUGGGAAGGAACUCCUGCAUCCUUCACUGUGGUCCCAAACCAUGAACAUUGUGGGCCAACUGGCAGAGACGGUGUUUGUGACCGUGAAGGAGCUGUACCGUGGUCUCAACCCCGCCACGCUCACCGGGGGCAUCGACGUCAUAGUGGUGCGACAGCCGGAUGGCUCCUUCCAGUGCUCUCCUUUUCACGUUCGCUUUGGGAAGCUGGGCGUGCUGCGAUCCAAGGAGAAAGUUGUGGACAUUGAAAUAAAUGGAGAAGCAGUUGAUCUGCACAUGAAGUUGGGUGACAAUGGAGAAGCCUUUUUUGUGGAGGAAAAUGAAAACAUGGUGGUCCCAGCCCAUCUGUGCACAUCCCCGCUUACCCUGGAGUUCCCCGAGGUGUUGCCGGAGGCUCCUGAGGGGUCCUUCAGUGGCGGCUCUGGCACCCGCCGGAAGAAGCGCCGGCGCAAACGCAUGCGCUCUGAUACUCACCUGAGGGAAGACGCCAGCUCCUCGUCGGAGGAGAGGGAGAGGGAGAAGGACGAGUGGGAGAGAGAUGGCGAUCAGCCCGGACAGGAGAGUCCUGCUCAGGAGGAGCACGUGACGUCACUGCAAAUGAGUAAAUCUGUGUACUACUCACUGUCUGAGGAGACUAAUAAUGAGGUGGAGGCCACGAGCUGGGACACUCAUCCACACUCAGACGGAGAGCAGUCGCCCUUAGAAAGCACUGUGUUUUAUAGCCGAUCAUCCUCUCCCAAGAGUGACUCUGAGCUUUUGGUGAGAACCCAGGAGUCGUCUGGGCCCCAGAUACAGUGGAACUGGGGUGGAUUUCCUAUGCUGUGUUCGUCGGAGAGGACGCCGGUGGAGGUGCAGCACAUCACCCCUUCGGGCACUUCUCACUUUCGCACCAUACAGAGACAGGAAUCCUUUGAGUUGGAUUUGGAGCCCGUCAUCAGCUGUGGCCGAGUCGGCAGCGUAACCGUGAUCAGGCCGCAGCCGCGGACUCCCAGGCCAGACCCAGACAGUCGUACGAUGCCAAAUACGAAUUCAGCGGACGACGACCCUCCCACUCAUCAUCCUGUUAAGACUGACGUAAACGCCGCACCAGAGCUUCAAUCAACAUUAACGGCACAAGACAGAGACUCGCCUUCUAAUUCUGCUAGUCUGAUUAAUUAUAAGGACUUUGAUGACAAAAACAACACAGUUAGCACAGGUAGCGUGGUCAGUGUUAGCAAGCUAGACAACGAAGAGGAACAGCCCUCACAACACAGGGAAGAGCGCACAGCCACAACAUGCACAGGUAGCGCGGAGUCAACGUACCAGGCUUUAGGCAGCAGCGUCCUACUCAGCGAGGGCGACAGUGGGAUAGAUCCCUGUGCUGAGGGAGGGGAGGAGGGCAGUGAACAUCCCGUUAUGCGUGGAUCAGACGGGGGCUCGCUGACCAGCAAGGCUGCCGUAAAGGUUGAGAUGAGAGCUGCAGGGGACAGCAGGACUGCCCCCGACGUUGUAGGGAACGCACCGGAGGCGCCGUCCAAAGUGGGACACCAGGGCAAGAGGAAAGUCGCAGCGAGACGUAACCACCAUCUAGGACCUACAGAUAUUUACUUGGAUGAUCUGACCACUCUAGAUCCAGAGAUGGCUGCGCUGUACUUCCCAAAGAGUGACUCAGAGGGAGCCGUGGCGCUGGCAGCAGAGCACGGCUCCUGCUCAGAGAGCCAGUCGCCUCAGUCGGUGGGCAGCGGCGCCAUGGACAGUGGAACCGAGUACCUGUCCGACUCCACCUCCUACAACGUGGACGUCAGCAUGUCCCUGUGCGGCCAGGAGGGCGACACCAGUCAGAUCACCAAAGAAAAGUUUCUGAAACACCUUGUGACGUACCAGGACUUUGCCAAAAAUCCAGGAAUCAUUGAAGAUCCUAAUCUCGUCAUCUGCAUCAACUCCAACUAUUACAACUGGGCUGUAGCUGCUCCAGUGGUUCUGUCAAUGUCAGCUUUCCAGAAAAACCUUCCUAAGAGCACAAUAGAGCGAUUAGUGAAGGACAAGAUGCCCAAGAAAUCUGGCCGCUGGUGGUUCUGGAGGAGGAGAGACAUGGAAAACCACCGUGCAGACACUCAGCACAAAACCACAAAGGAAGGAGAAGAGAAGCCACAAGCAUCAGUGAAAGCGACACUGGAUGACGUCGACAGCGAUGAGGCCGCAGGUCUGGGCCGUAAAGCCACCCUCCCUCCCAACGUGUCAGCGGAAACUCUUAGCGCCACUCAGUGUCUCAGCCAGAUGUAUCGCAAAUCCCUGCGCCUCACCUCCAAACAGAUUGAGCGGCUGAAUCUGCGCGACGGCGCCAACAAGGUGGUGUUCAGCGUGACCACACAAUACCAGGGCACGUGUCGCUGUGAGGCCGCCAUCUAUCUGUGGAACUGGGACGACAGCGUCAUCAUAUCAGACAUAGACGGCACCAUCACUAAGUCUGAUGCUCUGGGUCAUAUUCUACCUCAGUUUGGAAAAGACUGGACACACAAAGGCAUCGCCAAACUCUAUCACAAAAUACACCAAAAUGGCUACAAAUUCCUGUACUGUUCAGCGCGGGCUAUAGGUAUGGCUGCAAUCACCAAGAACUACCUGCAAUGGGUCAACGACCAAGGCACCGUCCUUCCUAAAGGCCCAGUCCUGCUGGCUCCCAGCAGCCUCUUCUCAGCACUACACAGGGAGGUUAUUGAGAAGAAGCCAGAGGUGUUUAAAAUCGCUUGUCUCGGAGACAUCAGGGACCUGUUCAACCCGCAGAGAGAGCCGUUCUACGCGGCCUUCGGCAACAGGACCAACGAUACCUACUCCUAUAAGCAGGUCGGCGUGCCCGACACCAGGAUAUUCACGGUCAAUCCGAAAGGAGAGCUCAUGCAGGAGAAGACUAAAGGAAACAAGACCUCCUAUAGCCACCUCAGUGAACUGGUGGAGCACUUCUUCCCUGUGCUCUCUGCUGAUGGGAACAGAUUCUUCUCUUUUGACUGUCCUGAGUACAGCAGCUUCUCCUACUGGAAGGAGCCUCUGCCAGAAGUCGACAUAAACACACUACUGUAGGCACCACGGCUCAAUGUGUCAAAAACGGGCGGGGGGGGGGACAUACACCCCCUCUCAUUUCCUUACCAUUAAGACAUUUUUCCCAGCAUGCCUUAUUAUGUGCCGACUUUACAGCCUGUUUUAUGAGCCACUGGGUAAACUGGAAAACAAAUUAAAUUGAAGAUGCGUGGACACACAGGUGUGUAAACCGCAUCCAUCAUGCACUACUCCGAUUCUGACACAACGUUUUAUUGUGAGUAUGCAAAGUACAAGCUGGUUGAAUAGUGCAAUAGAGUUCUAUUACUUACUUACAUGAGGGUUGCAGUAAUAAGCGCAUCUGAGGAGCUUUACUGUAGAAAUGUUGGUCCACUGCAUGAUGGGACUGAUCCUGAUAAUAAAACUGACCAUGACCUUUA